Cygnus olor (mute swan) is the source of this 1285-nucleotide messenger RNA. RefSeq names its product astacin like metalloendopeptidase (gene ASTL). The record is from RefSeq and is a predicted model, not a curated record. The coding region runs from base 305 to 1264 and encodes 319 amino acids. Gene Ontology annotation, biological process: proteolysis. The transcript has 9 exons. NCBI's taxonomy places the organism in Eukaryota, Metazoa, Chordata, Aves, Anseriformes, Anatidae. Gene Ontology annotation, molecular function: zinc ion binding; metalloendopeptidase activity.
GGAGCUCGGGGGGCUGGCCUCAGUUGUAGAAGCAGAACAGACCCCAAUUAGCCCCUGACGUUAACGAACCCCUGCGGGGUGUGGCUGGGACCCCCCGUGCACCCCCCAAAAUAGCUAUGGGGUUUGUAUUAUCCCCUUGGUACCUACAGCAUCCCACGCCUGCUGCCGUUGUGGCACAACGCGCCCCUCCCCGUGCAGCUCUAAUUAUUAAUUAGCCAUUAAUUAGCCUCCAGGUGUGGGCCCAGCUGCCCCAUAUAAAGGUUUCUAGGGGGCAUUUCCUUGGGGUUUGGGGCUUGUUGGUGCCAUGGCUGGGUUUUGGUUGGGCCUUGGUGGCCUCCUUGGGCUGCUGGUGGGGGUUGCGGGGCAGCAGGGGACCCCAGACCCCACUGAGACCCCGCAGGGCGACGCCAUCCUCAGCAUCAACACAGCGCUCGCCCCGCUCCAGGCGCCCGGUCCCGGCACCCUGCUGGAAGGGGACAUCGUGCGGGCGGACCCCUCCCGAGCUUUUGCAGCCGCAAACCCCAAACGGCCGAAGAGGCGAGGGCUGGUCUGGAUCCCCUACGUGCUGUCGGAGCGCUUCGACCCAAGCAGCACCCGGGUGCUGGAGGAGGCGCUGGGUGACUUGGCGAGGCUCACCUGCGUCCGCUUCGUGCCCCGCUCCCACCAGCGGGACUUUGUCAUCAUCGCCCCCAUGGGCGGGUGCUUUUCCGGCAUGGGCCGUGCCGGGGGGCCGCAGCUCCUCUCCUUGGCCCCCCCGUGCCUGCAGGGGGGCAAGGGGGUGGCCCUGCACGAGCUGCUGCACGCGGUGGGCUUCGGGCACGAGCACAGCCGGCCCGACUGCGACGCCUUCAUCAGCAUCGCCUGGAGCCACGUCCUGCCCGGCUUUGAGGGCAACUUCGUGAAGUCCCGCUCGGCCAACACGCUGGUGGGCUACGACUACUCCUCCGUGCUGCACUACGGCCGCUACGCCUUCAGCCGCGGGGCCAAGCCCACCAUCACGCCCCUGCGGGACCCCCGGGCGGUGCUGGGGCAGCGGCGGGGGCUCAGCGCCUCCGACGUGGCGCGGGUCAACCGGCUCUAUGGCUGUCCCCAAGGGCCCCUGACCAUCAGCACACCGCUCUCCGUGGGGACAAGGAGCGAAGCCACCGCGGGGGGUGACAGCGCCUGCAGCAGAGGUGACAGCACCGGUGCAGUGCGCGGGGACCGAUGCCACCACCGCGUCCCCAUGAGACCCUUGGGUGCCAGGGGUUGGCACCGCCAUUAAAAGCGGGGUGUUUGUCACUGC